AAGUACAUAUGUGACAGGGCACAGUCAGGCAGACUCUGUACUCCAGCUUAGCGUUCAGUUAGGCACAGGCGCCCCUCAAGCCCCUCUCUCACUUCUCUCCUUGGUUUUCAUUUGGACGUUUGGUUGGUGCCACAGCAAUAAGCAGACAUGGAUGCCAUCAAGAAGAAGAUGCAGAUGCUCAAGCUCGACAAGGAGAACGCCUUGGACAGAGCAGAGCAGGCUGAGUCAGACAAGAAAGCAGCAGAGGACAGAAGCAAACAGCUUGAGGAUGAUUUGGUAGCGCUGCAGAAGAAGCUGAAGGGAACUGAGGAUGAGUUGGACAAGUACUCUGAGGCUCUUAAAGAUGCCCAGGAGAAACUUGAGCUGGCUGAGAAGAAAGCCGCCGAUGCUGAGGCAGAUGUCGCUUCUCUUAACAGACGUAUCCAGCUGGUUGAGGAGGAGUUGGAUCGUGCACAGGAGCGUCUGGCAACUGCCCUGACCAAGCUGGAGGAGGCUGAGAAGGCUGCUGAUGAGAGCGAGAGAGGCAUGAAGGUCAUUGAGAACAGGGCCAUGAAGGACGAGGAGAAGAUGGAGCAUCUGGAGGUUCAGCUCAGAGAAGCCAAACAGAUCGCUGAGGAGGCUGACCGCAAAUAUGAGGAGGUGGCCCGUAAGCUCGUCAUCAUUGAGGGUGACCUGGAGCGCACAGAGGAGCGCGCUGAGCUGACAGAGAGCAAAUGCUCUGAGCUUGAGGAAGAGUUGAAAACUGUGACCAACAACCUGAAGUCACUGGAGGCCCAGGCUGAGAAGUACUCACAGAAGGAGGACAAGUACGAGGAGGAGAUCAAGGUCCUCACCGACAAGCUGAAGGAGGCUGAGACUCGUGCUGAGUUCGCUGAGAGAUCAGUAGCCAAGCUUGAGAAGACCAUCGAUGACUUGGAAGAUGAGUUGUAUGCCCAGAAACUGAAGUACAAGGCCAUCAGCGAGGAGCUGGACCACGCCCUCAACGACAUGACCUCCAUAUAAAUUGUUUACACCUCAUCACAGAUGCCUCCUGCCGGCUGAGCAGCACCUGUCUGCCCUCUCCAGCCUUCUCUCCAUUCUCCCCUCCCUCCCUGUCUUCGCUUUCCUGUCCUCCUUAUGUUUUCAUCCUCAUGUCAACGAUUACUGCAUCCCAUCUCUUGUACAGAAUCCUAGAAACUUUCUGCGUUGUGUAAAAAAUAAACGUCCUUCCUUCUAUUUAAGCUGUAUCUCUUUACUCUGUCCUUUUUCCUUUUCAAUUUAUCCUCACAUGGCUUUAAUAAAACCAGGAAGUUUUGAUGUUCAUUUUGUUUUCUGCAUUCUCAACAAACCACUAGUUGAGAUUCCCUAGGCGUAGUGUCAUAGUUGUUCUUUGUUUGUUGUUCAGAUAUUUGUCCUGUGAGGCUGAGAUAUUAGAAAUAUCUCAAUAGAGCAGUGAACACGUAAACCUAAAGCAACUGCAGGUACUUGACUGGAAGCUGAGCCGAGUCUCUCUUAGCAUUUGAGACUGAUGCAUGCGAGCACUUUUGGAUAUUUAGUCCUGUGGCAGGAUGAGGGGACUGGAAAGAUUUGGGGAUCGGAGGGAACUCGUGUUGGAUUGUGAUCAGGAAGACUGUGGUGAAGUAAAGGAACGGAGGAGCACAGAACAGUAUGUGAGAUUUGUUGAGCCUGGUUGCUGAUUAAAAGAAAACUGGAUGAAACUGAUAUCAGUGGUGUUGACACGUGGGCUCUGUAUGAAACACGGUAUCCUGUCAUAAUGUGAAUAAAUAUACAAUCACA
This is a messenger RNA of Paralichthys olivaceus (Japanese flounder), 1776 nucleotides long. RefSeq names its product tropomyosin 1 (alpha) (gene tpm1). Gene Ontology annotation, cellular component: actin filament. The record is from RefSeq and is a predicted model, not a curated record. Gene Ontology annotation, biological process: actin filament organization; muscle contraction. NCBI's taxonomy places the organism in Eukaryota, Metazoa, Chordata, Actinopteri, Pleuronectiformes, Paralichthyidae. Gene Ontology annotation, molecular function: actin filament binding.